This is a messenger RNA of Camelina sativa (false flax), 1742 nucleotides long. The record is from RefSeq and is a predicted model, not a curated record. Lineage: Eukaryota; Viridiplantae; Streptophyta; Magnoliopsida; Brassicales; Brassicaceae.
AUGCAGUUUGAGAUUGACCAUGAAAAUGAUGAACAACUUGAAUCUGUCGAGGGUUAUUACGAACCUAAGUCGAAUGCGAUUGUAGGACUUCAAUUCAAAACCAACUUGAGGAUUUCUGAGCUGAUAGGAUAUCCAAAAGGAAGUAAUGCCAAGUUUUCACUAGCUGUGGAGGGAAAGAAGAUCAUCGGGUUUCAUGGAUCUUACCAAACUCAACUCAACUCUCUUGGAGCAUACUUCACUUGGAUUACUCCAAGUAGAUCAAUAGAAGCAAAAGGUGGAAAAGGAGGCAAUGAGUGGGACGAUGGAGCUGACCAUGAAGGUGUUACAAAAAUACAUGUACGAGGUGGUUGUGGUGGUAUACAAUUCAUCAAGUUUAAUUAUAUCAAGGAUGGGAAACAUGUAGCUCGGCCUGUCGGCCAGCCCAUGGUGUCAGCGAUUAACCAUCUGGCAAAGGAAUAUUUGGUUUCUGUUGAGGGUUACUAUGACGAAGGAGAUCCCGGGGUCAUUCAAGGAAUUGAAUUCAAAACUAAUAUCAAGACCUCAGAACUAAUGGGAGACAACAAGGGAAAGAAGUUUUCACUUGCAGCCAAUGGAAACAAGAUCAUUGGAUUUCAUGGAUAUGCUGACAAGAAUCUAAACUCUCUUGGAGCAUAUUUCACUAAAUCAUCUCCUUUUACAAAAUUGGAGUAUGGUACUACUGCAUAUGAUCCUUGGGAUGAUGGUACUUUUGACGGCGUAAGAAAGGUCUACGUUCACUAUGAUAGCUCUAAUGUAUAUUGUGUCAAGUUCGACUAUGACAACAAAGGCAAAAUGGAAAAGCAUGAGCAUGGGAGAAUGAUUAAAGAAGAAGGAGAGUUUGUGGUGGACUAUCCGAAUGAAUUUAUCACAUGUAUUGAGGGGACUUCACAAAAUCGGUUACUGAUACCCCCCCCCAUUGCGUCGCUGACUUUCAAAACAUCGAAAGGGAGAACUUCGUCAACAUUUGGAACAGCAACCAAUAGUCCAUUCGUGCUUGAGAGUAAAGGUUGUGGUCUUGUUGGGUUCUAUGGACGGUCAUCUAGUAGUAAACUCUAUGCGCUUGGGGGAUAUUUCUGUCCACUGCCUCCUCUUCCCUGCGUAGAAAAAGUAGAAGCAAAAGGUCGUGAUGGAGGAACUUCUUGGGACGAUGGCGAUUUUUAUGGUAUUCGAAAUAUAUACAUAGGGCACAGCAAGAAGGGUAUUGCAUUCGUCAAGUUUCUAUACGAUAAGGACAAUCAGGUUGUGGUCGGAGAUGAUCAUGGGAGCAAGACAUUACUUGGAGUUGAUGAGUUUGAGUUGAAGCACCCGGGUGAAUACUUGAUAUCAGUCGAGGGUAGCUAUGAUGUUGUCCUAGAUGGAAUUGAAUCCAAAGUUAUACGCAUGCUUAGGUUCAAGACCAAUAUGAAAACCUCUCAACCCUUUGGACUUGAGACAAAGCCAAGCUUCACACUCGAGAAGGAAAAUCACAAGAUCGUCGGGUUCCAUGGAACAGUAGGUAAGAUGCUUCAUCAAAUUGGGGUCCAUGUCGUACCAUUACAUAAUGAUCAUCUUCAUACAAAAAUAUGAGCUCAAAUGAAUCAUUAGCUCGCGCAAGAUUUUAUCUUCUUCUUCAAUGAUCUCUUUUCUUCAAAAUUUUAUCCUAUAUAUAUACGUCUUAUAGUCUGUAUUUCCCAAUUUCAUGUAAUACGAUAUCGUUGGCUUUUAAAUUGUAAAACAAUUAUAGU